AUGCAGUUGAUCAGAAUGGACUUUGUGGUAUUUAAAAUGAUAUAUAUCAUUGCUUUGUCCCUGAUGGGAUUAGUUGUAAAUUCGAAAGAAAUUUCCGAGUUCAAAUUACCGACUAAUUUUAAGCCCAUCAGUUAUCGAUUAAACGUGACUACGCACUUGGAGAAUAAAUUCAUGUUUGAAGGACUGAUCGAUAUUCAAAUUACCUGUGUAGAAGUUACGGACACCAUAGUUUUGCAUUCAAACAAUUUGAAAAUCGAUAAAAAAAAUGUAGUGGUGGUCAACAGCAACGAAAAUGUCAUUCCGGUGGCUAAUGUGUCGUUAUAUCCGCGGAAAGAACUUUUGUACGUCAAGUCAACCGAAAAAUUUAAGCUCGGUAACGAAUACGUGCUGACCAUACCAUUUUCAGGAAAUAUCACCGACAAUUUAAUGGGUUAUUAUAAAAGUAGUUACGUGGACAAGAAAAACAAUCAAACGAGAUGGCUUGCGGUAACACAAUUCGAACCGGCAAGUGCUCGCAGAGCUUUCCCAUGUUUUGAUGAACCUGCAUAUAAAGCUAAAUUUAAGAUAAUAUUAGGUCAUAAAAAAGGAUUGAAUUCGAUUAGUAAUAUGAAAAUGAUAAAAGAAAUACCCAACCCAUUGAAACCAGAUUAUGUUUUCGAUGAAUUUGAAGAAUCUGUACCCAUGUCUACUUAUUUAGUUGCAUACAUGGUAUCUGAUUUAGUAUACACGGUAUCUGAUUUAGCAAACAUGAUAUCUGAUUUUUCAUACAUUGAAUCGGACAGUCGGGAAGACGAAGUGAAGUUCCGUGUUAUAGCCAGAAAGGACGCAGCCAAUCAAACAAUGUUUGCUCUAAGUGUUGGAUCGAUGGUGUUAAAGUACUACGAGGAUUAUUUUGAUGAACAAUUUCCGUUAUCUAAACAAGACAUGGUGGCCUUACCUGAUUUUUCUGCCGGUGCUAUGGAGAAUUGGGGUCUUGUCACUUACAGAGAAACUGCAUUAUUAAUUGAUCCGGACGAGGGUACGUUAGAUGACGGAUACAGAGUAGCCGAAGUUAUCGCUCACGAACUUGCUCACCAAUGGUUUGGUAAUCUCGUUACCAUGAAAUGGUGGACCGACCUUUGGUUAAACGAAGGAUUUGCCACAUACGUGGCAGCGCGUGGAGUUGAUUUUCUGUUUCCCGAAUGGAACUCUUUCCAAAUCAAUACCAUUCAAAACUUUUUAGAUGUUUUGAAUUUUGAUUCCCUUCAAUCGUCCCACCCCGUGUCAGUAGAAGUUGGACAUCCCGAUGAAAUAGCACAAAUUUUCGACACAAUUUCGUACACGAAGGGUUCAUUUUUAUUGCACAUGAUGAACAAGUUCUUAAGCGAAGAUACAUUUAAACAAGGUAUUAGGAGUUACAUAAACAAGCACAAGUUUGCCAACGCUGAACAAGAUGAUUUGUGGAAUUCAUUGACGGAAGAAGCUCAUCGCCAAGGAACUUUGGACAAAAAUCUCACCGUGAAACAGAUAAUGGACACAUGGACGUUACAAACCGGUUAUCCCAUAUUGAAAGUCAUAAGGGAUUAUUCGGCGGACACGAUUACGUUGUCACAGGAACGGUUUUUAACGAUUAAAUCAAACGGCACUGACAAGAAAAGCUGUUGGUGGAUACCGCUCACUAUGACUACUUCUACGAAGUCCGAUUUCAACCAGACGAAAGCAAAAUCAUGGUUGAAUUGUGAAAACAACAACCUCACCAUCCCAUUGUCUAAAGAUAACGACUGGGUUAUAUAUAACAUGCAAAUGGCCGGUUUAUUCAGAGUUUUGUACGACACACGAAACUGGAUGGGUAUCGUUUCCACGUUGAAUGAUCCAAACGAAUAUCAAACUAUACACACAUUAAAUCGAGCGCAGUUGAUCGUCGAUUCGCUUAGCUUUUCACAAAUUGGUGAUUUGGACUAUAGAAUCACAUUUAAACUGUUGAAAUAUUUAAAACACGAAAAAGAAUAUGCACCGUGGUUGGCUGCGUUAAGCGGUUUGAGCUCAAUAAAUAAAUUAAUGAAAAGGAGUCCAAACCAUAAGGUGUUCCUAAACUACAUGCAACGUCUGCUGUGGCCUAUGUUCAACAAAGUCCGAAAUAUUACCAUCAAGCUUAAUGGUUUUGAAGAAGUACGAUUUAAAAAUCUUGUGAUUUUCGAAGCCUGUCGUUACCAAAUUAAGGAAUGUACCAAACAAGCUCUCGAUUUAUUUAACAAGUGGAUGAAUACUACAGACAUAGACAAAAAUAAUAUAUUGCCUGCAGAACUGAAACGUGUAAUUUAUUGUCAAGGAAUAAAAAACGGAGGUGUAGAUGUAUGGGACUUUUUAUGGGAACGUUAUCAGCGUUCCAAUGUCGGAUCAGAAAAAGAAAAUAUACUCUUAACAUUAGGAUGUAGUUCAGAAACUUGGUUACUUAACAGAUAUUUGAAUUGGUCACUUGAUAAUUCUAUUAUUCGCAAGCAAGACGCUAUCACAGUUUUCUAUUCUGUAGCGAGUAGUGACAUUGGAUUUUAUGUAGCAAAAGACUUUUUGUAUCGGAAAAUCGCUAGUAUAUCUGAGUAUUAUCAAAGUCAAGGCACUAUUCUGGUCGAAUACUUACAAAUUAUAAGUUCUCAAAUGAAAACUAAAAAAGAAUUAUAUGAGAUACAAUCAUUUGUUAAUAAAUCUUCAGAUUAUUUAAAAAGUGCUAAUUUGACCAUCAAUCAGAUAUUUGAGUCUAUUAAGAUAAACAUUGGAUGGAUUUCAAAGUUUUAUCAUAACAUUAUAAUGCACAUGGUAUAAUAAUUAACAAUGUUAA
This is a messenger RNA of Melanaphis sacchari, 2815 nucleotides long. RefSeq names its product aminopeptidase N-like. Gene Ontology annotation, biological process: peptide catabolic process; proteolysis. The record is from RefSeq and is a predicted model, not a curated record. Gene Ontology annotation, molecular function: metalloaminopeptidase activity; zinc ion binding; peptide binding. The transcript is spliced from 13 exons. Lineage: Eukaryota; Metazoa; Arthropoda; Insecta; Hemiptera; Aphididae. Gene Ontology annotation, cellular component: cytoplasm. The coding region runs from base 1 to 2799 and encodes 932 amino acids.